Pocillopora meandrina is the source of this 2188-nucleotide messenger RNA. The record is from the annotation of a GenBank genome assembly. Lineage: Eukaryota; Metazoa; Cnidaria; Anthozoa; Scleractinia; Pocilloporidae.
AUGACUAGUCAUGAUGAGGAAACCUUUACUGGGAAUUCAGUUUUUUGGAGCUACAGCGUGAUCAUGUUCCUCAUUCUUUUAUUCGGUUUCUUUGGUAAUCUGUUCACCAUAAUAGUCCUUCGACACCGGGAACACCGCAAGAAAAGCAUCACUCCAUUAAUGAUGAACCUGGCCGUAGCAGAUCUCAUGAUUGUCGUGUUUGGCUACCCAGCAGUCAUCAGCAAUAACAUGCAAGGUCAAAUGAUGCGUACGGGAGGACCUCUUUGUAUUUGGUCCGGGUUUAUCAACGGUAUAACGGGAAUUACAUCCAUCGGUACUCUAACAGCAAUGAGCGGUGUAGUGUAUCAAACUAUCAAGAGAAACAACCCAAGUUACUCCAUUCCUAACAGACAAAACUUAGUCCUCAUCAUGGGCGCAUGGCUGUAUGGAUUUGUCGCCUUGCUUCCUCCUUUGAUAGGAUGGAAUCGGUUUGUGCCCGGUAAGGCCGGUCUUAGCUGUGCACCUGAUUGGACGACUCAGGACCUUGUGAGCACUGUGUAUAUCGUUCUGUUAGUCGCCGGUGGUUUCUUUAUACCGUUUAUAAUGAUAACAACGUUCCUUACCAUGACUCACAGGUAAGUAAUAAAGAAAACGAAGAACUGACGUGGUGAACUUCUGUUCUGAACGUAAUCCAAUCUAAUCAUUUUAAUUUGUUCAGUGCUGUAAUAAACUUUAACCAAAAAUAAAUUCGAUGAAAUUUCGAUGACAUUUUCUUUUUUGCUGGCACUUUUUUAACAUCAUAUUUUAUAAAUGCGCACGCUUCAUUUUUCCCGUUCAGUUCGCGGUUGGUUUAAGUUUUGAACGAUAUAUCUGUUUACCGCCAUUAACUUUCAUAAGGGGAAUGGGUAAUGAAAUGCACAUGAGCCAUCAAUCGAGAUAAAACGACCUGAGCCUCAUGAUCAGUAUAAGAUGGAGUGUCUGAAGUGUAUGGUUUUUCAAAUGGUUUUUUAAGCAGUUUUUAUAUGUACUUUUAACCGAUCCAGAUGAAAUGGGAAAAUUUUGGCAUUUAUGUUUUCUAUGCCUGCAAAUGUUAUAUUUGCCUCUAUUGGCCCAUAGGAUUACUUUAGUUUUUGGCCUUUGAAGCAUUUUUUAAUCGAAAACCACUCUACGGUGUUUAGGGAGGAAAUAACGUCAAAACUUAUUAUAGCAAAACUAAGAUACUGCGGGGACCCUGAUUGAUCAAAAACUUAUCGUUUAUUGCACAGGAAAACCCAUAAAAAAUUGAAACGUGCUGUGUUUUGUUGUAAGUUUAUACUGUAAAAAGCAAUAGACCACAUUUUCUGUAAGUUUGUAGCGGUAAUUAAUCAUAAAAACUACAAUUUCCGUGAAAAGAAGAAAAAAUUAUCCAUCUUGAAGAAAGCCCUUAUUAAGGAGUCUGUGAUGAUUAAAACCAAGGUUGUGAUUAGAUGAUUUGAACUGCAACUUUGAAUGUGAUUGGUUGAUUUAAACUACAAAAACAACUUGGCAAGUGAAUUAGUGGAAAAUAGGAGUUUUUUAAACCAAUUAAAAUUGAGGAAAUUGUAAUUUUUAUUAUUAAACGGCAUAAUAACCCACGAGGGAAGUUGGGAGAACACGACAAAAGUUUGUAAAUCACGCGCCGGAUUCAAGUGUUCUCUCAACAUUCUUAAUGGAUAAAUACUCCGGUAAGCUGAUAGAAAGUGCGUUCUUUUGCUUAAUUGAUUGACUUUCAUUAAUAUACCCGGGCUGUGAAUGAUAUGCAACAAAAAUUUGUUACUACAGAUUGCUUAGACGCUUUCCUGUGCCCUUGGAUCCUUUCAUCCUCGCACAACGCAGAAGAUACCAACAAAGAACAGUGUUAAUGAUUAUAGCAACCAUGGUGGCCUUCUUAUUGAGCUGGUCACCGUAUUGCAUCGUUAGCUUCACGGCAACUAUCAAAGGACACCAUGUACUCACAUCAGGUGAGGCAGAAAUCCCUGAACUCAUGGCUAAGGCCUCUGUUGUCUACAAUCCAAUCGUUUAUAUCAUUAUGAAUGAAAGAUUUCGGCGGACACUCGUGCGAAUUAUCAUCGGUAACAACAGGCCGAGAGUGGCUCCGGAUGAAGCAACAGAUCAUAACUUUAUCAUCUCAGCGCCAAGAAACUUUGGGAGAGAAAAUAAUCUGGUUAUUACAACCACAGCAGAGAUAUGA